Messenger RNA from Dentiscutata erythropus, 1269 nucleotides. NCBI's taxonomy places the organism in Eukaryota, Fungi, Glomeromycota, Glomeromycetes, Diversisporales, Gigasporaceae. The record is from the annotation of a GenBank genome assembly.
AUGUAUAAACGGAAUUAUACACUUACGCUCAAAGUUACUCGGAAAAACAUCGUUGUUUUUCAAACACCUCUCACCAUUAUUGUUGGACCCAACGGAUCCAGAAAAACAACUAUAAUAGAAUGCUUAAAAUACACGACCACAGACGACCUCCCACCAGGUGCUAAAGUUGGUGGUGCCUUUAUUCAUGAUCCAACGCUUGUUAACGAAACUGAAGUUAAAGGUCAAGUAAAAUUACAAUUUAAUAGUGUUAAUGGAAGGAAAAUUACUUGUACUAGAUCAAUGAAAGCAAAAAUCAACCUGCUAGUCUUUCAACUCGUUGUGCUAACCUUGACCGUGAAAUUCCUAUCCUUCUUGUCUUUAUCUGAACCUACUGAAAUAUUUGCUGCAACAAGAUGGACAAAAGCUAUUGCCAAUAUUACUGAAUUACGAAAAACAGAGGUGCAGAAACUUUGUGAAGAUAAAAUUUCUUUAGAACAGCUAAGGAUUGAAAAAGAAAGAGCUGCUAAAAUAGAAGAAAGUCAAGAAAUUAAUGAAUUAAUACAAACAAUUCGUAAAUUGGAUGAUAUCAAUGCUGAAAUUAUCAUAAAAAAUAAGGAAAGAAAUACCGUAGAGAAACAAAUUGAUGAAUUAUCAAGUUCUUUGAAAGAGAUGCAUGACAAGAUUAUGCAUACUCAAGAUACUGAUCGAAAAAGCUUAGAGAGGCAGAAAUCUUCUGUUGAUCAAGGAAUUUCGACUCUUCGUUCUUUAAAUACCCUACAUACAAAUAGGGGGCAAUUACAAGCUGAACAAAAUACUAAUGAUCAACGAAUCGAAAAUCUUGAAAAUUUGGAACGAGCUCAACAAAAAGAAACAGAAUUGAAUAAAAAAUAUAAUAAGAUACGUUCGGAAAUUGAUUCUCAUAGGCAAUCUAGGCAAAAUAUAAAAACUAUUGUGAAAUAUGGAAAACAAGCAUCUGAUGCACGAGAAAUUCAGAGAUCAAUUGAUGAAAAUCUUAAAUACAGAAGAUUGCAGAAGACAGUGCUAUCUGAUUCUGCAAGGUAUACUGGAGUGCUUAAACAAUUAGAAGAGGCUAUUCGAAGAGGACAAAAUGAACUAAACACGGAAUAUAAAGACAUUAACGAUAGAUACGCUGAUCAGUUUAUCGUAUUUAAAACUAGUGAAUUGGGUGUUAAGGACCUUGAAAUAUACUGCAAGGUUCUUGAUAAUGCCACAAUGCGAUUUCAUACAAUGAAUAUGGAAAAAAUCAAUAAGAUCAUUGCUGAAUUAUGG